UCUGCUCACACAUAACACGCGCAACGGCUCUCGCCCUCGCCAGUGCCCCGGCACGUCUCACGAGUGCGACAAAGGAGGAGCGGCGACCAAGCAAUCCCUCUCUUUCUAUCGCUCGGGGCUCCUCCUCCACCGCGCCCGCACGGCAGGACGCAGGAGAUAACAGAGGGGAGCGCGCGGGAGCAAAGGGGAGGACGGCAUGGAGUUCAUGGAGCCCAAGGACAUCGACUGGAGCAGGGUGGUGUCACGGUACGUGCGCGACGAGACCUACGAGGACAUCGAGGCCCCGCACUGGGCGGACCUCACCGACCCCAACGCCGGCCGCGCCGCCGUCGACGACGAGGCCUGGUUCUGCCGCCCCGAUUGCCAGCAUCCGAAGACGGCCGACGAUUUCCUCAAGCUGAGCCCCAGCCCCAAGGGCAAGCUGCUGCGAUCGGUUUCGGCCAUGCUGCCGUUCGUGGAAAGGGACGCCAAUGCCAGUAGCCUCAGGGACGGCAGUGGCAAUCUCAACUGGCAGGGCGGCGGCGCCGUUACCGCCUCCACGCCGCCGAAGCUAAAGGCAGCGCCCAAGAAGAGGUUCCAGGAGGACAGCGAGAACCAGGACCCUUCGCUGGCCACGCCGCCCCCACGGCAGGGGCCAAGUAGGCCGCCGUUCGGUGCCCCUCGGUGGAACAAGCAUGCCAAGGAGACCAUUAAGUCCAGUGCGGAGAAGCGGCCGGACAACGCUGAGAAGGAGGCGCUGCUCAAUAAGCACGCCCCGCCGAGGCAGCUCAAGAGCACUCUCUCAGCGAGGAAUCUCUUCUCUGGAAAGGAUAUACUUGGACAGAUUUCGGAGUUCUACGAUGAGCUGAAGCGGAUGGUUGGCGGCAGCCGGCCCGUUACAGACACACAGGAGGUUUACAGCUUAAACCCGAUGAAUCCGAGCGAUUUGAUGGAGAAGGUGGUUCCUGAUGCCCCUGACAGUUUCAUCAGCAAUCCAGUUCCCGCAGAGAUCGUGAAGGAGGUGGCGACGCAAGAAAGAGUGAAAAAGAGUCCAAGCCCAAUGAAGGGAAAGAAGGUGGGGUUGAAGGUGGAAGCAGGGAAGCCAAGGUCUCCCUCUGUGCUCAAGGAGGUGAAGGCAACACCGCCGACUCCGCAGCGGUUUCCAUCCCCAUCGCCGAACCGCAUUAAGAAUGUUAAGCUUGGAGGGGCGGCCAUAGCAGGAUCGCCACUCAAGAACCCACUGAAGGACUUCGAAUUCUUCAAGGGCAUGUAAUGUUCACAAAAAGCAUGGUCCACUUUUACAGAUCUUAGUAUGGAAGAAUACAUAAGAGUGACUUCUGCUCUAAAAUAAACGAUUGGCUACGACUGCUUCUUCCCCUGAUGAUUUAAUAAAUCCUACGAUGAGCUAAAUUGGCGUACCCCCUAGUUCACCAUACUUUUCACAAACUAAACAUGUUGAACCAUGUGAAAGAUUAAUAAAGGUCUUGUGUGUGUUUUUUUGGACCAAUUCCGUUAAGUCUGGUCAUGCAGCUGAGAUGUUUUAGUAUAGAAGUAGCGUCCUUCCAUAUUUAGCAUCAUUUAGCGCAGGUCAUGAGGAGAUGUUACCGAAUUGACAAAGCAUAUUUUCUAUAAAUCCUAAUAAUUAUGCUUGUUCAUAACCUGGUAUUCAUUGUAAGCCUCAUUGUGGAUAGUCUCAAAUAGGGUCGACAAAUUAUCUUAUGUUCAUUGUGGAUGAUCCUAUCAUAGAUGCUUGUGCAGUUGUGCAUCUCAUACAUCUUUCUGUACUGUACAAAAAGGCAAACACAGUGAUUGUAUAGUUUUAGGGCUGUUGUGCCCAACCAUUACCAAUGAGGUAUUUAUCUGAAGUUGAUCAUGGAGUUAUCUAAUUAUACUU
Zea mays is the source of this 1873-nucleotide messenger RNA. RefSeq lists its product as uncharacterized. Bases 197 to 1252 code for a protein of 351 amino acids. The record is from RefSeq and is a predicted model, not a curated record. The transcript is spliced from 7 exons. NCBI's taxonomy places the organism in Eukaryota, Viridiplantae, Streptophyta, Magnoliopsida, Poales, Poaceae.